Molecule: messenger RNA, 7755 nt
Organism: Salmo salar (Atlantic salmon)
Lineage: Eukaryota; Metazoa; Chordata; Actinopteri; Salmoniformes; Salmonidae
Gene: clcn6
Product: Cl-/H+ antiporter 6
Biological process (GO): chloride transport; transmembrane transport
Cellular component (GO): lysosomal membrane; intracellular membrane-bounded organelle
Molecular function (GO): voltage-gated chloride channel activity
Source: RefSeq, a predicted model, not a curated record
AGCUGGGCAAACUUAACACAGUCAGUGCGAUACGUUUAAAGGCGAAUGCAUACACAUUAUUUGUGUUGAACUAUUAUAACUGGGUCUUGUAAUCUUGUUGUUGUUUAAUUGAGAAUAACAAGCAUCACACAUGCGUAAAUUACACGCAGUUUUGAUACGUUUCCGUAAAUUACCGCGUCUUUGUUCGUCACAUCAUAUUGGCCGUGUUCGAGAGCAUCAAAACGACUGCAUGCGACUGCCGACUGAAUAAUCUACAAAUCACCCUGCAUCAUAAAUAGCGAUUUAUUAUAAUUUGUAGAUCAGUCAGGCAGUCACAAUCUACCCAUGAUGCAUUGCGGUUGUGAUCCUCUCGAACACGGCCAAUGUGGGAAGUGGUGGUGCUGAAGAGGCAACAACGAAGAUGGCGUGCUGUGGGAAUUGCUUAUGUUGUCACUGCUGCUGCAGGGAUGAAGAGACCCGAACACCCGAGGAACUGACUAUUCUUGGGGAAACUCAAGACGAAGAGGAUGAGAUCCUUCCAAGGAAAGAUUAUGAGAGCCUGGAUUAUGACAGGUGCAUCAAUGAACCAUAUGUUGAAGUUCUGGAGGAGAUGAACAAUAAGAGAGCCAAAAAGUAUGAAGCUGUGAGGUGGAUGCUGGUGUUUGCCAUUGGAGUUUCAGUAGGCCUGGUGGGUGUUUUUGUGGACUUUUUUGUACGCCUUUUCACUCAGCUCAAAUUCAACUUGGUGGGAAAAUCUGUGGAGGAGUGCAGUGAGAAAGGCUGCCUGGCUCUUUCGCUUCUUGAGCUACUGGCCUUCAACAUGAUGUUCAUCUUCAUCGCCAGUGUGUUGGUCCUCAUUGAGCCUGUAGCUGCAGGCUCGGGAAUUCCUGAGAUCAAGAGCUACCUGAAUGGAGUAAAGAUACCUGGAAUAGUCCGGCUACGGACUUUCGUCUGCAAGGCUAUCGGAGUCCUCUUUACCGUAUCCGGAGGUCUGUUUGUGGGGAAGGAGGGUCCAAUGAUCCACAGUGGAGCCAUCGUGGGAGCCGGACUCCCUCAGUUUCAGAGCAUCACUUUCAAGAAGAUCAACUUUGACUUCCCCUACUUCCGCAGUGACAGGGACAAGCGGGACUUUGUGUCGGCGGGAGCGGCGGCCGGGGUGGCGGCUGCGUUUGGGGCACCAAUAGGGGGCACCCUCUUCAGCCUGGAGGAGGGAUCCUCAUUCUGGAACCAGGCGCUCACCUGGAAAGUGCUCUUCUGCUCCAUGUCGGCUACGUUCACCCUCAACUUCUUCCGCUCGGGGAUCAACUACAACAAAUGGGGCUCGUUCCAGCUCCCUGGCCUGCUCAACUUUGGAGAGUUCAAGUGUUCAGACGGGGAUAAGAAGUGUCACCUGUGGACGGCGGUUGACCUGGCCUUCUUUGUCCUGAUGGGGGUGGCGGGAGGGCUGCUGGGGGCCUUCUUUAACUGUAUCAACAAGAGGCUGGCCAAGUACCGCAUGAGACACGUCCACCCCAAGGCCAAGUUUGUCAGAGUUCUAGAGAGUCUGCUGGUUGCCAUGGUGACCACGGUGGUGAUCUUUGUGGCAUCCAUGACAUUGGGGGAAUGUCGUGACUUGGCCUCCACAAUCACCAACAACAACACGACAGCUCUGGUGUCCCUCAACGAAGACGUCAUCAACUCUACAAUCCGCCAGUUCUUCUGCCCCAACAAGACGUACAACGACAUGGCCACUCUGUUCUUCAACCCUCAGGAGGUGGCCAUCCACCAGCUCUUCCACCAGGACGGUACGUUCAGCCCUGUGACGCUGAUUGUGUUCUUUGUGCUGUACUUCCUGUUGGCGUGCUGGACGUACGGCGUGUCGGUGCCCAGCGGCCUCUUUGUGCCCUCGCUGCUCUGUGGCGCCGCUUUCGGACGCCUGGUGGCCAACCUCCUCAAAAUCAACCUGGGGAUGGACAUCUACUCUGGGACCUUUGCUCUGAUUGGUGCAGCCGCCUUCCUGGGAGGUGUGGUCCGGAUGACCAUCAGCCUGACUGUCAUUCUCAUCGAAUCGACCAAUGAGAUCACCUACGGCUUGCCCAUUAUGAUAACCCUCAUGGUGGCCAAGUGGACGGGGGAUUUCUUCAAUAAGGGCAUCUAUGACAUCCACAUUCAUCUGAGAGGAGUGCCACUGCUGGAGUGGGAGACAGAGGUCGAGAUGGACAAACUGACGGCCAGUGACAUCAUGGAGCCCAACCUGACGUACGUGUACCCCCACACGCGCAUCCAGUCCCUGGUGAGCAUCCUGCGCACCACCGUCUACCAUGCCUUCCCCGUGGUCACCGAGAACAGGGACAACGAACGGGAGUUCAUGAAGGGCAACAUCCUCAUCAGCAACAACAUCCGCUUCAAGAAAGCAAGCGUGCUGACGCGGGCCGGGGAGCAGCGGCGGCGCUGCCAGUCCAUGAAGUCAUACCCGUCCAGUGAGCUGCGCAACGUGUGUGACGACCAGCUGGCAGCCGUGGUGCCUGCUAUGGAGGAGGGCCAGGACAUGCUGCAGCAGAUGCUGGAGAGGAGACAUGCACCCUACCCUAACCUGUACCCAGACCAGUCCCCUAGCGAGGAGUGGACCAUGGAGGAGCGCUUCCGACCUCUGACCUUUCACGGCAUCAUCCUGCGCUCUCAGCUGGUCAACCUGCUGAUCCGUGGCGUCUGCUACGCAGAGAACCAGUCGAGUGCCACGCAGCCGAGACUGUCGUACGCUGAGAUGACGGAGGACUACCCCCGUUUCCCAGACAUCCAUGACCUAGACUUGGCCCUUCUCAAUCCCCGCAUGAUAGUGGACGUCACCUCGUACAUGAACCCUUCCCCCUACACAGUGUCCCCAAACACACAUGUGUCCCAAGUGUUUAACCUGUUCAGGACCAUGGGCCUUCGACACCUGCCUGUGGUCAACGCAGUAGGAGAGAUUGUGGGAAUAAUCACACGACACAAUUUAACCCACGAGUUUCUCUUGGGGAAACUCAGACAGCAUUACAUCACCAUUUGAGCUUCAGAGUCCAGUCUUUAAAGCCGUCAAGAGUCGCCCACGUCUUGAAAUCCCUCCUUCAACUGGACCUGUACAAUACUUUUCCAUGUCUUAUCCAUUCCCCCACACCCACACUCUGUACGACACGAUAGGCACACACCUCUGCAACGAGACGUUAAAGGAUUUACUUUUGUCUGCUCCGGAGCCUCUACAGCCCAAGACAUCCCCCUGUAUCCCAAGUGUCCACGCUUUACCAACAGACCGACUUUAUCAUCUUUAUCACUGUAACACUUUUGUUUUGACUUCUGACUGUACAUUUGAAUUUUAUGUUCUCUGUGUAUUUAAAUGUAUUAUACUAUAUAUUUGCGCAAAGAACAUUUCACUGUGCUGCCAGGGUUUUCGAUCAAAGUAGGCUUUUCCUGCAGUGUUAACAAGAUGUCACAUUACGGACCAUUUCUAAUCAAGGCAUAUGUGUGGAGCUACAUUAACACAAAAAUACAGAAUUGCACUCGCAUAUGUUAAGCUUAACAGAGGACAGUUAAUCUCACAAAUAUUCAGGCAGAAAUGUUAUGGGUAUGUUUCGAAAGGACAGAGGAAGAUUGAGGAAUAUGGUGUAUGUCAAGACUGGAUAGAAUCGACCAAGGUUUUUUAGUUUUAGCUUUGUUGUUUUGAGUUAGAGGGUGUGGGACCAAGAAAGGUCCAGCAUAUUUUCUAGACAGAAAAGGGUGGACAUUUGUUUGUCAGUAUUAAGUACCUCUGUAAAACCUUUGUGGAAAUGUUGCCAUUGUUCACCUUGUAGAUUCACAUUGCAGGUAACCAAUUGGGAAACCAAUAAUGUGGUGACUUUCUGGCUAGUUUCCCCAUCCAUGUAGGUUGGGUUGGUGGUACUUUAAAGGUAGAAUCCGCAAUAUGACAUUAUCACACAACUCAAGAGAUGGUGUAAUGGUGCUUUCAAGACUGGGAACUCAGGGAAAAAAACAAGGUCAAAUCAGGACGUCAGUGAUCUUCAGGUCGGAAAGUCGAGGCUCUAGAAAGAGGCCAGAGUUUCCGAUUUGGAUGACCGUUCAAAACUAUUUUUCCAGGUUCCCAGUUGUCUUGUAUGCACUGAAGUCAGAGAUUUCCGAGUUCCCAGUUGUUUUGAACGUAGCAUAAAUUGGGAUAAGCCAGUAACGGCUGUGCUAAGUUGAUGUGUGUAAGUAGGGUGUUUGUCCACUGUCUAUUAGGGGUGUAAUGGUUCACCAUACCCACGCUUCAGUCCAUAUUGCUGUUUUGGGGUCAUGGUUCGGUCUCGGUACAGCAGGAAAAUUAAAUGCCAUUCACAAUCUUCCUGGCAUUGUCUGUUGUGAUAGGAUUGUUAUGUUGGGUCUCAAGUUUCCACUCUGAUGCUACGUUUGUAACCAUGUGGGAGGUGGGAAUUUACCAGUUUUGAAGUCAUAAAUAUCAGUUGGAUGCAUUCAUGUGAUUUGAUCUCGUUGGGAAACGCUGAUUGACUAAUGGCCAACAAGCUGCGUCAACCAUAAACUAAAAGUACAGCUAUCAUGCGUGUAAACAAAUUAGUUUCAAAACCUCAGUAAUAGAUGCUGUAAAUGCUGUUUUUUUUUUUAUAAUUAAUGUUUUGUUGCAUUUAACUGCCAAAAAUGCUCUUAUAAGUGGCCAUUUCCGUCAUAGCUGACUACAGAGGUCACCAUCCAUGUGGGAGAAGUGGUAGCUCAGGAUGAUCGACAGGUUUCCCACAAGUAAUUCAUUACCAGUUAGAGGGCCGUUCAAGUGGAUUUUUCCCAGUAGUAUGUGGUAAAUUCCCACUUGGUUGUGAACGCACCAUGACUCUGCCUCCUACAGUGCCAGAUGCACACUUGUAGCUCUCAUAAAGGGGCCGUGUCUGUAGCACAGUACAUUUCCCACUCCAGGGUAAUGUGAUGGGCUGUCACUCUUAAGUAAGUGCAACACAGGGUGCACUGGCCAAUUCAUUGAAAACGUUGGCUUUGGCUUGCUUAUAUAGAGCGGGUACUACCUAUUUGCUGAAAUGGGUGCAAGAGGGAAGUUCAUAACAUGGCUCGAUCACUUUCACGAAAUAUUCUCAACCACUGCGAAUGGGUGCAUAUCCGUGGCUAUAAACCAAAGACUGUAAAAAAUAUAUAUAUAUAAACUUAGCCCACCUAUCGCUCUUGUAAUUGAUUUGUCCCGGUCCAGAUUUAGCUGCUUGACUUUAGAGGGGAGACAUUGUUUCUUUGCAUUUCCGUCUUGCGCCGGCAUACUGGGGUGACGUCGGCGUAAAUGUGCCAACAUAUUUGAGGUGUUGGCAGCCGCAUAGGUGACAUUGUUAUCCACAACUCUCUAUCCAUCACGGUUGUAAUUUACUGUGAGGAAACCAAAAUGUUCCCAAACUUGAGAUCUAAACGAUGAUGGAGGAUCCUCUAAUUCUGGUUUAUUGACCCCACCACUCGCCAUUGUACAGAACUAAUUCUUGGCUGCGCAUCACAACAUUUUAAAUGCGCCAAAUAAGAUUACAAUUAAUUACAAUGUGCACAUAGACUACUUGUUUUAACGGAAUAGCCUGAAAAUGUUUUUUUUUUAGAUCAGAUUUACUCGAGGCAUAGGCCUACAAUGCAGCAUAGCCUAUAGGCCUAGUGUUUUUAUGUUGUAAAUAAAAACAUUUUAAUGUAUUCAUUUGGGUUCACAGUGCGGACCGAACCGAGGUCCCUGUACCGAACAGUUUGGUACAAAUACAUGUACGGUUACACCCUUGCUGUGUAUGGUGAUGUUAUAUUGCAGAGUCUACCUUUUUAACAUGUGAUUAAACAUGAUGAUGAGGCCAGUGCAGCUUUUCUAUAAAUAGUAAAGAUGGAUGUAAAGUGAAUCAAUUAUGACAAACCAUGAUGGCACAUACAGUGCCUUCAGAAAGUAUUCACACCUCUUGACUUUUUCCAUACUUUGUUGUGUUACAGCCUGAAAUGUCUUGAGUCAAUAACUAUUCAACACCUUUUGUUAUGGCUAGCCUAAAUAAGUUCAGGAGUAAAACUGUGUUUAACAAGUCACAUAAGUUGCAUGGACUCUGUGUGCAAUAAUAGUGUUUAUCAUUAUUUUUUUUGAAUGACUACCUCAUCUCUGUACCCCACAGAUACAAUUAUCUGUAAGGUCCCUCAGUCGAGCAGUGAAUUUCAAACACAGAUUCAACCACAAAGUCAGGGAGGUUUUCCAAAGCCUUGCAAAGAAGGGCACCUAUUGGUAGAUAGGUAAAAAGCAGACGUUGAAUAUCCCUUUAAGCAUGGUGAAGUUAUUAAUUACACUUUGGACACGCAGUCACUCACUACAAAGAUUCAGGCGUCUUUCCUAUCUCAGUUGCCGGAGAGGAAGGAAACCGCUCAGGGAUUUCACCAUGAGGCCAAUGGUGACUUUAAAACCGUUGCAGAGUGAAAUGGAUGUGACAGGAGAUCUGAGGAGGGAUUAUAAACAUUGUAGUUACUCCACUAUACUAACCUAAAUGACAGAGUGAAAAGAAGGAAACCUGUACAGAACAAGGCACUUAAGUAAAACUGCAAAAAAUGUGGCAAAGAAGUUAACUUUUUGUCCUGAAAUACAAAGCGUUAUGUUUUGUGCAAAUCCAACACAACACAUCACUGAGUACCACUCUUCAUAGUGGAGGCUGCAUUAUGUUAUGGGUAUGCUUGUCAUCGGCAAAGACAAUGGGGUAAAAAAAAACUAAAGAGCUAAGCACAGGCAAAAUCUAAUGCAAGACUUGAAAAGGGCGUUCUAGCAAUUAUCAACAACCUGCUUGACAGAGCAUAAAGAAUUUUUUAAAAUAAAUAAAUAAUGUGCAAAUAUUGUAAAUCCAGGUGUGCACAGCUCAGAGACUUACUGAGAAAGGCUCACCGCUGUAAUCCCUGUCAAUGCUGAUUCUAACAUGUAUUGACUCAUUUACUUAUGUAAAUGAGGUUUUUGUACUUCAUUUGCAAAAUACCUUAUUUAUAGAAGUAUUCCAACCCUUUGGUAUGAGAUCACAAGUGAGUCAUUAUGGUGUACUGUGUGUAGAUUGAUGAGGAAAAAAUAUUUUUCAUCCAUUUUAGAAUAAGGCUGUAACAAAAUGUGGAAAAAGUCAAGGGGUCUGAAUACUUUCUGAAUGGACUGUAUACACUAAGCAUUCCUUGUUAUGUUUGUGUCAUGUUUUUUACUGUUUUAUUUAAGAGUUUAUUUUUAUGAAAUGUUAUUUGUAUGAUUUGCUACAUGUACUAUAAAUGGAUAAAAUAAUAUGGCGUUACAUUUGGUCUAGAACAAGAUAAAUAGUUGUUACUUUGGGGGGAAAAAAAGGUAUUUGUUUGUAGAAUUGCCAUAGCGAGGGUUGCAAAAUGUAAGGGUAUCUUUCCCAAAAUUCCCUGGUUUCAGGAAUCAUCCAACCAGGAUUUCUGGAAAACGGUGGAAUUUUGGGUAAGUUAACAUCCACACUAAAUGUGUCUCUGUAGAUGACAUGGAUCAGAUUAAGUUGUAUGAAAAAUGGACAAGUGGUAAAUGCGCUAUGCUUAGCCAUUGUCAGGACCAGAGGGACCGUUCCCCCCCCCAAAUAACAUUAUGGACACACCAGUAUUUAGUAAAUCUGCUGUGGAGGUUUAGGCAUUGCUCUAAGCUUGGUGAUACGUUUGUGGAAGCUUGACAUGCCGUAUGUAGGAAAGCAAGCCCAUGGCAAACAACAUAGCUCCCUGGGAAAGAGAAAGCAGAAACCUCUGUCUUGUGCCUUGACAUUAACCUUCAAAAUAAAGAUCCCUUUGUUUUGUAAAUCA